AUGUCUGGCGGCACGAAGCAGAGCAAAGCAAUCGGCAUAGACCUGGGCACCACCUACAGCUGCGUCGGCGUGUGGCUCAACGACCGCGUGGAAAUCAUCCCCAACGACCAGGGCAACCGCACCACACCCUCCUACGUCGCCUUCACCGACACUGAACGCCUCAUCGGCGACGCCGCCAAGAACCAGGUCGCCACCAACCCCCACAACACCGUCUUCGACGCCAAGCGCCUCAUCGGCCGCCGCUUCUCCGACCCCUCCGUCCAAUCCGACGCCAAGCUCUGGCCCUUCACCGUCGUCCCCGGCCCCUCCGACAAGCCCCUCAUCCUCGUCACCUACAAGAACGAACGCAAGCAGUUCUCCGCGGAAGAAAUCUCCUCCAUGGUCCUCACCAAGAUGCGCGAGUCCGCCGAGUCCUUCCUCGGGACCCCAACCCAAGACGCCGUCGUCACCGUCCCCGCCUACUUCAACGACUCCCAGCGCCAGGCCACCAAGGACGCCGGCGCCAUCGCUGGCCUCAACGUCCUCCGCAUCAUCAACGAGCCCACCGCCGCCGCCAUCGCCUACGGCCUCGACAAGCGCGCCGCGGCCGCCCACCGCGGCGAGCGCAACGUGCUCGUCUUUGACCUCGGCGGCGGCACGUUCGACGUCUCCAUCCUCACGAUCGAGGAAGGGAUCUUCGAGGUGAAGGCCACCGCGGGGGACACCCACCUCGGCGGGGAGGACUUCGACAACCGCCUCGUCAACCACUUCGUGUCCGAGUUCCGCCGCAAGCACAGGAAGGACGUCAGCGGCAGCGCCCGCGCGCUGCGCAGGCUACGCACAGCCUGCGAGCGCGCCAAGCGCACGCUAUCGUCGACCGCCCAGACGACGAUCGAGGUGGACUCGUUGUUCGAGGGGAUCGACUUCUACGCGACGGUCACGCGCGCGAGGUUCGAGGAGCUCUGCAUGGACCUCUUCCUCAAGUGCAUGGAGCCCGUGGAGAAGUGCUUGAGGGACGCCAAGAUCGACAAGUCCCUCGUCCACGAGGUGGUUCUCGUGGGCGGGUCGACCCGGAUACCCAAAGUCCAACAGCUUCUGCAGGACUUCUUCAACGGGAAGGAGCUCUGCAAGAGCAUCAACCCGGACGAGGCCGUCGCUUACGGGGCCGCAGUGCAGGCGGCCAUUCUGACGGGUGAAGGGGACGAGAAAGUUCAGGAGCUUCUGUUGCUCGACGUCACGCCUCUUUCUCUCGGUUUGGAGACGGCUGGGGGUGUCAUGACUGUUUUGAUCCCGAGGAACACGACUAUCCCGACUAAGAAGGAGCAGAUUUUCUCGACCUACUCGGAUAACCAGCCGGGUGUACUCAUCCAGGUUUAUGAGGGGGAGAGGACGAGGACGAGGGACAAUAACCUCCUCGGGAAAUUUGAGCUGUCCGGAAUCCCGCCGGCGCCCAGGGGUGUCCCGCAGAUCAACGUGACGUUCGACAUCGAUGCGAACGGUAUAUUGAAUGUGAUGGCGGAGGAUAAGACGGCGGGCGUGAAGAAUAAGAUAACGAUCACGAACGACAAAGGGAGGCUGAGCAAGGAGGAUAUAGAGAAGAUGGUGAAGGAUGCGGAGAGGUAUAAGGCGGAGGACGAGGAGGCGAAGAAGAAGGUUGAGGCGAAGAACGCGCUCGAGAACUACGCAUAUAAUAUGAGGAACACGGUGAGGGAUGAGAAGUUUGGGGAGAAGCUGGGGGCAGGGGAUAAAGAGAAGAUAGAGAAGGCGGUGGAGGAGACGGUGGAGUGGCUGGACCGGAACCAGCUGGCGGAGGUGGACGAGCUGGAGGAUAAACUGAAGGAGAUUGAGGGAAUAUGUAACCCGAUCAUAUCCAAGAUGUAUCAGGGUGGUGGUGGUGGUGGUGGUGGGGAAGGGAUGGACAAGGAUGAUGGUGGCGGUGGGUCGGGUACGGGGCCCAAGAUUGAGGAGGUCGACUGA
Messenger RNA from Striga asiatica, 1956 nucleotides. Lineage: Eukaryota; Viridiplantae; Streptophyta; Magnoliopsida; Lamiales; Orobanchaceae. The record is from the annotation of a GenBank genome assembly.